GGAGGCGGACAGGAAGUGAUGGCGGCCGGGCCUGGUUGGUGCAGGCAGUGGGUGUGCAGCCGCCGCUCCGUCCACUUACGUUGUACAUAUCAUGCGGGGGUGUGGCCUCCAGCGUCCUCUCCUGAGCACUUGUACACCGCUCAGGGAGAGCAGGACGCCCGGGCCCCUCCAGCCCCGUAUACAUGCUGCAUACAAUGUGGUCCCGGGGGGCUCUCCUGAGAGGUCGCUCCAUGGGUCCUCUCCGGCGACUCUACCACGGAGACAAGGUGGCCACAGUCGGCUCCACACCAGACUCUAGCUCCCCGGCUUACCAGGAGAGCUAUGAUAGAAUGAAAGCAUUAGUAACAGAGCUGCAGGAAAAGGCAGAGAAGAUACGGCUUGGAGGAGGAGAAAAGGCCCGAACACUCCAUACCUCUAGAGGGAAACUUCUACCAAGAGAAAGAAUCGACAGACUUCUAGAUCCUGGGUCUCCUUUCCUGGAAUUCUCUCAGUUUGCCGGUCACCAGUUGUACGGUAAUGAAGAGGUGCCGGCUGGGGGUCUCAUCACAGGCAUUGGUCGUGUAUCUGGGAUAGAAUGUCUUAUUGUAGCCAAUGAUGCAACGGUGAAAGGAGGCACCUACUACCCUGUCACAGUUAAGAAGCACCUCCGAGCUCAAGAAAUUGCUAUGCAGAACCAUCUACCUUGUGUAUACUUAGUGGAUUCUGGUGGAGCAAACCUACCUCGCCAGGCGGAUGUAUUCCCAGACCGUGAUCAUUUUGGUCGCAUUUUCUACAACCAGGCAAGGAUGUCAUCACAAGGAAUUUCUCAGAUUGCAGUUGUGAUGGGAUCCUGUACUGCUGGUGGAGCGUAUGUGCCAGCAAUGGCUGAUGAAAGUAUCAUUGUUCAAAAACAGGGAACCAUUUUCUUAGGCGGACCUCCAUUGGUAAAGGCAGCUACUGGGGAACAGGUGUCUGCUGAAGAGUUAGGAGGGGCAGAUUUGCACUGUAGAAAAUCUGGUGUGACUGAUCACUACGCAGUAGAUGACAACCACGCUCUUCACUUGGCUCGGAAAGCAGUGAGAGGCCUAAACUAUAAAAAGAAUCUUGAUGUAACUGUUGAAAAGCCUGAAGAUCCACUGUUUCCAGCAGAUGAACUGUACGGGAUUGUGGGUGACAAUUUAAAGAAGAAUUUUGACGUCCGAGAGGUUAUUGCUCGGGUUGUGGAUGGAAGCAAAUUUGAUGAGUUUAAAGCACUUUAUGGAGACACAUUAGUUACAGGUUUUGCAAGAAUAUUUGGUUAUCCAGUUGGUAUUAUUGGAAAUAAUGGCGUUCUUUUCUCAGAAUCUGCAAAAAAGGGAACUCACUUUAUUCAGCUGUGCUGUCAAAGAAACAUUCCCCUCCUUUUCUUGCAGAACAUUACAGGUUUCAUGGUUGGCCGAGAGUAUGAAGCAGGGGGUAUAGCCAAGGACGGAGCUAAAAUGGUGACUGCAGUUGCCUGUGCCAGUGUACCAAAAAUAACUGUAAUUAUUGGAGGCUCCUAUGGUGCCGGGAAUUAUGGGAUGUGUGGUAGAGCUUACAGUCCCAGGUUCCUUUAUACAUGGCCAAAUGCUCGUAUAUCAGUGAUGGGUGGGGAACAAGCUGCUACUGUAUUAGCCACCAUUGCUAAAGACCAGAAAGCCAGGGAGGGGAAAUCGUUUUCGGAAGAGGAAGAAGCGGCUCUUAAAGAUCCAAUAAUCAAGAGAUUUGAGGAGGAAGGAAAUCCAUACUACUCCAGUGCCAGGUUGUGGGAUGAUGGCAUUAUUGAUCCGGCUGACACCAGACUGGUUCUAGGACUGAGUCUCAGCGCAGCUCUGAAUGCACCAACACAGAAGACUCAGUUUGGAGUUUUUAGAAUGUGAUUGACUCCAGAAUUAUUGUGUUCUCUACAGAAACUUGUGUACCAAUAUCUUUUCUUUCUGUAAAAUAAAACCUUUUAUACAACA
This is a messenger RNA of Hyla sarda, 1961 nucleotides long. RefSeq names its product methylcrotonyl-CoA carboxylase subunit 2 (gene MCCC2). Gene Ontology annotation, cellular component: mitochondrion; methylcrotonoyl-CoA carboxylase complex. The transcript is spliced from 17 exons. Lineage: Eukaryota; Metazoa; Chordata; Amphibia; Anura; Hylidae. The record is from RefSeq and is a predicted model, not a curated record. Gene Ontology annotation, molecular function: methylcrotonoyl-CoA carboxylase activity. Gene Ontology annotation, biological process: L-leucine catabolic process. Bases 183 to 1877 code for a protein of 564 amino acids.